Acanthosepion pharaonis is the source of this 864-nucleotide messenger RNA. The record is from the annotation of a GenBank genome assembly. NCBI's taxonomy places the organism in Eukaryota, Metazoa, Mollusca, Cephalopoda, Sepiida, Sepiidae.
AUGGGGCCGAAAAUCGUCGAACGAUGCACUAACGCCAACUUUUCAUUUUCUGCUCGCCACAAACCAAAGCAUUUCGUGCUUGCAACCAAGCUAUUAUAUCGUUCAUUCUUUCUUUCAUACUCUCCCCUGCUCCCUUCUCUAUCUCUCUCCCACAUCUGUUCGCUCUCCCUCUCUUUCUCUGUCUCUCUCUGUUUUUCUCUCUGUUUCUGUGUGUCUUUCUCUCAAUCUCACUUUUCUUUUUGUCUCUCUUUCACUCUCUCCCACUCCCUCUUUCUCUCUGUUUCUCUCUCUCUCUCUCACUUGCUCUCUGUCUCUCUCUUUCACUCUAUCUUUCUUGCUGUCUCUCUCUGUCUGCCUCUCUUUCUCUGUCUCUCUCUCAAUUUCUCUGUCUAUGUGUGUGUGUGUGUGUCUCCCUUACUCACGCUUUCUCUUUUUCGCUGUCUCUAUCAUUCUUUCUCUCUGCCUCUUUCUCUCUGUGUGUUUCUCUCUCUCAUUGUUUCUUUCUGUUUCUCUCACUCGCUCUCUCUUUCUCUUUGUCUCUCUCACUCUUUCACUCUCACUCUUUCUCUCUGUCACUAUCUCUGUCUCUUUCUCUCUCUUUCUCUCUCUCUCAAUUUCUCACCUUCGAUCUAUUUUUUCUUAUUUCUUACUCCCCACGCUAAUUUUUUUCCUCUUCCUCUUUUCUUUUAUUCAAAACCUCAGAUGUCUUCAUUUUCCCCAUCUUUCUCCAUUACUUUUUCUUUCUUUUCUCUUCCUUUUUCUUCGGCCACUUCUCCAGCUUUUUCUUUACCUAUUAAUCUUUUUCUUCAUUUUCUUGAUCGUACGUCGUCCUCCCGUGGCCAUUCACAACUAAAUAGCGGAUAG